This is a messenger RNA of Oppiella nova, 1723 nucleotides long. Lineage: Eukaryota; Metazoa; Arthropoda; Arachnida; Sarcoptiformes; Oppiidae. The record is from the annotation of a GenBank genome assembly.
CAACACUCAAUGCAUUGAAUUGAAUGCAAAAUUCAAACCAAAAGACAAAUUAUUUUUCAUUUUUUCACUUUUAUUCGUGUUUUUGGUUUCAAUUUGAAGACAAUCUUUGGUGCAGAGGAUGAGCGGCGAAGAGGUGAUGACCACUGAUGGCGAGGAAUACAACGCGGAGUUGACUGAUGAGGAAGUGGAGGGAUGGCGCAAGUCGUGGGAGAUCACAGACCACUGGGUGUUGCGCCGGGACUUCAUACUCACCCAUAAGGCGAAGUACCCCUUGGAUCGGCUCCUGUGUCUCGCCCAGACAUUCGUCAACAUCAAUGUCUUGGGCAACGAAUACGACCCGCAGAUCAUGAAACUCAUCGCCCGAUUGGCUGAAGACGUGACCACUGCCGUUCCCAUAACGCCUGACCCGAUAAACCCGAUGCCCUCCUACGGACAGUCUCACUCUAACGGUGCCGGAAAGGGUCGUUCAGACCAAGAGUUGGCUGAUCAGGGUUAUCGACCGCCGAUCGGCACACCCACUGGUGGUCAGAGUCAGCUCACAGUCACAGGGGCUGGUGGUGGGGGUCAGUUCGCACCCAAAAUGGAUAGUGUUAGGCGUGCGCCCAUAAACCAACAGGGAGGUGGAGGAGGUAUGGGUGGUGGAGGCCUACCAGAUGAUGGCACAAUGAUGUCCUACGACUGGAAACCCAUUCCAGAGAUUCCUCCCGAUUGGACGACUUCACCCCCAGCCAGACGGGCAGUUCAGAGCCAACAGCAGGUUCAAAGCUACGGGUUGGGUGCGGUGCCGACUAGUCAGUCCCACAUUCAGCCGAAUGCACAGUUCGUGGUCGACCCCCAGCUAAUUGGUGGCUUUCCUGUCAGCAAAGGCCAGUCUGUGGCCCACACCUCGCAGUUUACGGGUUGGGUGCGGUGCCGACUAGUCAGUCCCACAUUCAGCCGAAUGCACAGCCAGUCUGUGGCCCACACCUCGCAGUUACCUCCAAUGGUUCAGCAAUCGAUGGCCUCUAUGUUAGUCCCAACCGGUCACAAUUUGGGUCAUAAUAUCGGUGGAAUGGGGUACAACUCUGCUCUGACCACACCUGGGACCCAACCGGGUGUUCAGUCACAGGUGGUCUAUGCGCCGCCCACAGACCAGGGCAAGACUGUCGUUCGCCAAAAUACCGCUCAAACCACAUCUCAAACUCAAUUGAGUGCUCGACCACCACCGGUGACCUCUAAGCCAGAGGUCACGUCUGCAAAGAAAUAUUCCGGAAGGAAAUGGAGAGUCAAUAUUCCGACUCAAAUCCGGUUGGGUACAGGGGCUCAGCAAAAGUGGAUCAAAUCUAAGAGACAAUUGGCGGACGAGGCGGAGGUGGCGGCGGAGGAGGCGGCGUUGAAGCCGCCGGAGAAGAAAAGGACGCGACCCGACAACCGGACCCAAAACCCCACGUACAACGACUCUGUAGGCUUCCUGAAGAAAAAGGCCUUCACUGAUGAAAAUGCGUCGAAAUUUGGUAAAUUGAAAGACAAAUGGGAGAAAUGGGACGGAAGCCAAGCCAUGGAGGGAAUCAAUUAUAAGCGAAAGAAACCGAAGAAGCCUAAGAAGAAGCCUAUGCAAGAGGUAAAGGAAAGUGAUGCCGAGGAAGGAAACGCCGGCAAUGAAGGGGACGCCGAUGAAGAGGACGGCUAUGAAGAGGACGGCUAUGAAGGGAAAGACUAUACAAAGGGAGGAUAUGAAGAGUAA